AUGGCAGAUAUAGAUAUCAUCGCCUCCAUCAUAGGAGUGGCCGGCGCGGGCUUCAGGCUCUCCCUCAUCCUCAAUGCUGUCAGUUGCGAAGUCGCCAGUGCUGGCUUCGAAGUCCAUAGCAUCUCGAAAAGUGUUACACUGUUUGCCAUGAUGCUUAAACAAGCCGGCAAUGUCCUCCAAUCUCCAAAUUCGGUCCAUUCCCACGACGCCUUGACCACUGCAAAGUCCAUUGCCGAUGAGAGUACAAGGGUUUUUGAUGAGAUUAACGAUAUGUUGGAUCGAGUCCGCACAAAAACGACAAAUAGCGCAUUUUCCCCCACCAUUGAACAGCGCUUUAAAUGGUGCUUCAAGAAACACAGGGUCACAUAUCUUUUGAACCAACUCGAAAGCCUGAAGUUGAGCCUGUCUCUCUUGCUACAGAUCUUGCAGUUGGGAAAAGUAAUGGCAUCUACAUCGCGCAAUGACCCACCCGAGGAAGUCGCCGUCAAAACCGAGGCCAUCAGGCAAGAGCGUGCCGAGGCUCAGAAUGGCGUAAUAGUGAGAUAUUGGCAAAUGAGUAAGAUGGAUUCAUUUUAUGAAGCCUCGAGUCGAGAGGAAGAGGAGGACAAACAAGCCGCAAUCAACGAUGUUGGCCAAGAUGACAACAUGUCGUUAAUCACUACCACAAGCUCACAGUUGACCAUUGAAGCCCCUCCUCCAGAAUAUACCCCAUCCACCGCCUUGGUUCAGCUUCCCGUUUAUUCUCUUGGCGAAUUGGAUCAAAAUCUACAUCAGAUCAAACAGUCUCCACGAGACAUGAUUCAAGUCUCAGACCAGGCUAUAGAUCCACUACUCGAGCGAUGGACAAAUUGGAGGGAGGUCCGUGAACGCAGGCACACCCGUGAUCCCAGCUCCCGCUACGUUCCUUCAGUGCAGAACCUCAACGAGGAAGACGAAGAUCGACCAUACCACGAAAGAUACCAUGAAAGAGAAGAUAGCCCUCGAGGUUAUUACCUUGAAGGCUCAACGACGGACUGGAGAAUUCCACAUUCAGCAUCCGCUCGACACGAGAAGGUUCGAAAACGACAGGAAUACACCAAAUACCAACCUAGUGUGAGUGCCGCCAGCAGUGAUGUAGAGGAUUCUCCAGGCAGCACCGGUUCAAAGAAAAGAUCCUCCAAGCGCCAUAUAAUCGAAUCAGGCUCUGAUUCCGACUCCUCAGACUCUGGUCGAGAGAUUGUGCAGCCAAAACCAACCCGUCGAAGAAGUAGUGGCAGCCCGACUACCGACCGCAAAAUUCUGUCUCCAAACGGUCCGCCUCUAUCCCAUACAUAUACAGCACCAUCCCAGAUUUCGCCCUGGAUGAAUAACCCAGGCAAUAAUACCGUCCGUGCACCUUCGGUCAUCUCGUCCUCCCAGUCAGCUGCUUCCAGACUCUCCUCCCCAGCUUACCAUCCACCCGGACAUCGACCAUGGGCAACGCCAGAUCAAAACCUGAUGCAUCACAGUAUUUCCUCACCUCUACCGCCCGUUCAUACUGCUAAUGCGCCCAAUCCAUAUGCGCCCGUCCCACACGGACAGCUUCAGCAAGCCAACACCCUCGUUCAUACUGCUAAUGCGCCCAAUCCAUAUGCGCCCGUCCCACAUGGACAGCUUCAGCAAGCCAACACCCUCGUUUAUCCGCGACAUUAUCCACAGCAACAGGCUCAACCUCAAUCUCAAGGACUAAUGACACCCUACAACCCGCCUCCUACAGGAAGUCCACAAACCAGAUAUGCCCCUCUCGCACCACCAAAUCGAAUGGGAAUGCCUCCACGGCCCGUUUCACAGGAUGGUAAACCGCGCUCUCCGUCACGCCUUUCUCAACAGUACAAUGGCCAUGGUAUAGGAGACAGUAGUACCAGCGGACGCGGCAAUAGCCGUAAUGCGAGUGGUAAUACCGACGACCAACACGGUCACUCUCGUCAUCACCCUAAAGAGAAAUCUGCAAAACACAACCUACGAGAAGGUGCUACAAAAGGCCUACUAGGCGCUGGUGCCAUUGCCGGCUUUCUCGAGGCACUGGAGGGGUUGAAUAUAUAA
Messenger RNA from Exophiala bonariae, 2061 nucleotides. RefSeq lists its product as uncharacterized. The transcript has 3 exons. Bases 1 to 2061 code for a protein of 686 amino acids. Lineage: Eukaryota; Fungi; Ascomycota; Eurotiomycetes; Chaetothyriales; Herpotrichiellaceae. The record is from RefSeq and is a predicted model, not a curated record.